Molecule: messenger RNA, 1311 nt
Organism: Penicillium cinerascens
Lineage: Eukaryota; Fungi; Ascomycota; Eurotiomycetes; Eurotiales; Aspergillaceae
Product: VPS9 domain-containing protein
Exons: 1
Coding region: 1-1311 (436 amino acids)
Biological process (GO): vesicle-mediated transport
Cellular component (GO): cytosol; endocytic vesicle
Molecular function (GO): small GTPase binding; guanyl-nucleotide exchange factor activity
Source: RefSeq, a predicted model, not a curated record
AUGGGUCGCCCGCGCACUACGUCAGCGGGGAGUUUAGGGUUUGCAGCUGCCCACAAAGCCAUCGUUGAUGCCCUAACAAAGCUGCUCCCUUCUUCAUCUUCGGCAGAUGAAAUUUUGCCCACAUUGAUCUACUCACUUGUCACUUGUCCGCCCGAGGGCAUCAAUAUCACAAGCAAUUUGCUUUUCAUCCAACGUUUCAGAUCAUCCAACAAGGUCGACGGGGAGACAGCGUACUGUCUGACCAAUCUUGAAGCUGCGAUCAGCUUCUUGGAGAAUGUUGAGUUGUCUAGCUUGCGAGCGGAUGAACUACAGGAAGGUCCUCUCAAGACCCCUAGCGAGACCACCCCGUCUUCUGAGCGAGUCGACCCCUUUCGACCGUCUAAAGAGACUACAACGUCGUCUGUAACAACAGUAUCGGCGUCGCCUGAAAUUGCAAAGCCCGAGGCAAAAGAACCGGUGUCAUCAACAUUACCUCGGCCUCGCCCUUCUCCAGCGCCGCAGCAGCGGCGGCUGAGCAACCUUUUUCAACCGCCCGCCAAAGUCCUCGAGGCUGCCAACGAUGCUGUUCGCAAUACAGCAGACCAGAGUCUGAAGAACAUCGGUGCUUCGUUAGACAAUAGUUUCAACUUUCUUUUCGGUCGUCUCAAGGAGCUGCAGAGCCAAGGGCCCCAAGGAAAUGGACCGGUAUUGCCCAAGACACUGGCCGAAGCUCGCCGUCUCGUUGCCGCACCACCGGCCAACAGACCAACCAUUAUGCAAGAUGAUAUGCUUUCAAUUAAUUCCAUUCCUUCGGAUGACGGUGCACAAACACGCAGCGGCCAACGGGCAACCGGACUCACCAGCGGUGGCCGCACGCCUCGCGACCGAAGCACGGAUAGCGCAAGGACCCAGGCGAGCAGCAAACGGUCCAUCACCGCGUCACUUCGUGAUGAAUACGCUCAGAGCCCGUCGACCAUUACCAGUCCCAAUCCCUUGGAAUCAAUGCGAAGCUUUGGCAACACGCUCAAUCCACUCAAUCACAUCCCGGGAAUGAUUAAGAACUUCGGCCGCAACGCACCAGACACUCCUAGUGCCAGAUCAACAUCUCCUGCAGCAAUGGACCGUCUCAAGGUGUCACCUGGCUCGGUAGACGGCAGCAGUGGCACACCGAGCCCACUCCCUACCUCUUCAGGAAAUGUUGAUCCUCCCAUCCAACGAUUUCUUGAAACCCAAGAUGUGCGUGAUCUUCGCAUUGGAGAUGUAGCAAUAUUGCUUGAAGAUUACAAACGUUUGGCCCUUGCGCUGUCCAAAUCCGGUGCAGGAUCUCGCUGA